AUGGGUCAAGAGCAGUCUGGUCUCGUCGGCGCCGACACCCCGCCACAGACACUCUCCGAGAGGAGCCUCGAGGGCGUCGCCGAGCUCAUCAACAAGGGCCACGCCAAGCGCAUCGUCGUCAUGACCGGCGCCGGUCUCUCCACCGCCGCCGGCAUCCCCGACUUCCGCUCGCCCAAGACGGGCCUGUACAGCAACCUCGCCAAGCUGGGCCUGCCGUACCCAGAGGCCGUCUUCUCGCUCGACUACUUCCGCCAGAAGCCCGAGCCCUUCUACAUCCUGGCCAACGAGCUGUACCCGGGCAACUUUGCGCCGACGAUAUCGCACGUCUUCAUCGCGCUGCUGGCCCACAAGGGCCUGCUGCGCAUGCUCUUCACCCAGAACAUCGACUGCCUCGAGCGCGAGGCCGGCGUGCCCGACGAGCUCAUCGUCGAGGCCCACGGCUCCUUCGCCACCCAGCGGUGCAUCGAGUGCGGCACCGCCUUCCCCGCCGACGAGAUGCGCCGGCACGUCGAGGCCAAGACGCCGCCGCGCUGCGCCGACGCGCAGUGCCGCGGCCUCGUCAAGCCCGACAUCGUCUUCUUUGGCGAGCAGCUGCCGCGCCGCUUCUUCGAGGCCAGCGACGUGCCCCGCAACGACGCCGACCUGGUGCUCGUCAUGGGCACGUCGCUCAGCGUGCAGCCCUUUGCCUUCCUGCCCCAGAACACGCCGCACCACCUGCCCCGCGUGCUCUUCAACCUCGAGCAGGUCGGCGGCAUCGGCUCCCGGCCCGACGACGUCCUCGUCCUCAAGGACUGCGACGCCGGCGUCCGCGAGCUCGCCGACGCGCUGGGCUGGCGCGACGAGCUGGAGCGCCGGUGGAGGGCCACGGUCGGCGAGGAGCAGGCCGAGAGGCAGCUGGGCACCGCGCGGGCGAGGGAGAGAGCGGCCGAGGAGAAGGAGGAGGAGGUAUCUAAGCUGGCGGACGAGGUCGAGGAGGCCCUGCACCUGACGGACGGGGAGGCUAACGCGGACGAUAGGGAGAAGAAGGCAGCACUGACGACGCUGCAGAGCAAGGAGGAGGAGCAGGAGCAGGAGGAGCGGGAAACGCAGGAGGCGGAGGAGGAGGAGGAAAGAAGGGCGACAACAGCAACAGCAGCAGCACCAGCCCCUUCAAGCCGGCCAGCCCCUACAGGCGCAUCCGGCUCGGGGACGUCCUCCUCCCCGCCGAGGGCGCCGACGGACCAACCCCCGGUGACGUGGAUUCUUGGCUUGGCAAAUGGAGAGAUGCCUGGGCCCACUACCAGAGAGAGCAAGCCCGACGCUCCGGCGACGGCGGCACCGGCGGUGGGGACGGCGGGGACGGCGGGGACGGCGGGGACGGCGGGGACGUCUUUGGCAACGACAAGUGAUGGCGGCAAGGGUGAGCAGGACUCGGAGCUCUAG
This is a messenger RNA of Thyridium curvatum, 1422 nucleotides long. RefSeq lists its product as uncharacterized. Gene Ontology annotation, molecular function: NAD+ binding. NCBI's taxonomy places the organism in Eukaryota, Fungi, Ascomycota, Sordariomycetes, Thyridiales, Thyridiaceae. The transcript has a single exon. The coding region runs from base 1 to 1422 and encodes 473 amino acids. The record is from RefSeq and is a predicted model, not a curated record.